This is a messenger RNA of Linepithema humile (Argentine ant), 2454 nucleotides long. It is a transcript of the gene RN-tre, whose product is annotated as USP6 N-terminal-like protein. The record is from RefSeq and is a predicted model, not a curated record. NCBI's taxonomy places the organism in Eukaryota, Metazoa, Arthropoda, Insecta, Hymenoptera, Formicidae.
AGUGCGCUAUAAUCGCAUCGGGAACCUGCUGGUGUCUUCCGCGAACUCUCGAAGAGAAGCAGAGGCGAGCGGCCAAGGAGUUCAAAUGUUGUGUCGCGUGUAUCGCCUGCGCUUGACCAGCAAGGAACCGGACAGAUCCAUUUCGAGCCUGCCCGGCCACUCGGUCACACAUUAAGUACGCGUGUGUUUAAUCGCAAGGAGUUUACCUGUCAUUCGUGUGUCGAUAUGAUGAUUUAACGGCAAAAUCUGUUACGUUCCGGGCGGCGUGAACGCCGAGGAGAUACAUAUGAAGCUGUGUGGCUGGAUGCUGGUAUAGGGGUUCAUUAACGAAACGGCAUGCUUGUAAGAGUCUGGCCGCGCACUGUCACGUGGGAUGAAUGAGGAAGAAUUAUUGAAACGGUCUGCCGCAGAGCGCGAUAGGAUUUUCAGCUGCUAUGACCGUGGUAGGGAAGGCGCUGAGAUUGAUCCCUGGGAGGAUCCCGGCUAUGAAGUCUAUCACACUACAGAUAGAUAUGGAUUCAUACACGAUAAGAGACUACCACAGAAGGAUUCGUAUCAGGCCAAGUUGCACCACGUGGAGAUGGAGAGACUGAAGAAAUGGGAGAAGAUGACAAAGCAAUGGGACAGUGCCUCGACCAAGGAGAAACUGCGCCGUAGAAUAUACAAAGGGAUUCCUAACAGAUUUCGCGGUCAAGUAUGGAUCUUACUUCUAGGCAUAAAAAAUCUGAAGAAGGAGCAGGCGGGCAAGUACGAGGAAAUGCUACAGCUGGCCCGCCAGUGGUCCACGGAGAUACGACAGAUCGACGCCGAUGUUGCCAGACAAUACAGAGAUCACAUUAACUAUAGGGAGAGAUAUAGCAUAAAACAGAAGUCCAUGUUUUACGUAUUAGCCGCUUACAGUAUGUACAACAUGGAAGUAGGAUAUUGUCAAGGAAUGUCCGUGCUAGCAGGCCUGCUACUGCUUUACAUGGACGAGGAAGACGCAUUCUGGGGCCUUUCUGUGUUGCUUGCCGAUCAAAAAUACAGCAUGCAUGGCUUUUAUGUCGAUGGAUUUCCGAAAUUAAACCGCUUCAUAGAGCAUCAUGACAAAAUAAUGAACAAAUUUUUGCCCAAGCUAAAACGAAAGUUGGACAAGUGUGGCUGCGAUUCCAUACUUUAUGCAUUGAAGUGGUUCUUCGUCGUCUUUCAGGAAAGAACCCCUGUUAGUCUCGGUCUUCGUAUUUGGGACAUAUUUUUGCUGGACGGUGAUCGCAUACUACCGGCGAUGGCAUAUACAGUGAUGAAGCUACAUAAGCGCUAUCUGAUGCCGAUGGAGAGCCUCGAUGAGUUCUGCAAUUAUCUGCAAAUCAAACUGGAGAAAAACUUUUGCUUCGAUGACGACACUGUGAUCAGCACGAUGGAGCGUAGCAUGGAGGAAUUAAAGCGUGCCAAAUUAGACUACCCGGGUCUCCCAUUGCCCCAGGAACUGCCCCGUUAUCCGUUUGGCACUUUCAAGGAGCCCUCCUUUACUAACAAGGUUGGAAGACGAAGCGAGGAGUUUAGCGAAGCUCAGCAUGUAAUGCGAGAGUCCGUGGCGCAGCGCAGGGACAUGGCGUUGAUCGACGACGGCAGGGAGAGCACUACGCCCGUCGAGCCGACCAGUGGCCUUGGCGGUAGCAAAUUCUCCUUCGAUCCAAGUAUCGAGGAAGGUACAUCACCCAAUGGUUCUCGCAGAUCGUUAGCCGAGACGUCAGUGACGUCCACAGCCGACCUCUCGGUGUUCAGUUCGGCAACGCGUUCCCAGGCGCUGGACAACAGCCUGGACACUCAGAGCAAUAUCUCGAAUGCCAGCUCGGGCAGCGGCGGUCUGCCGACACCCCGGGCGACGCCACAUCAGCCCAGCCCGGACGUGGUGCGUAUCUACGUGCCGUACGCGUCGCCCUUGUCAGCAGCUGCCUCGUAUAAAGAUGAUCUGCCGCGCACGCUGCCGCGCUCUCUAGACACUAAUAAGAUUCGUAUCCGCGUCGAUCCGGACCAGACGCCUAUUGUCGAGAAUCUAAAACCGUUCUCCCUGGAGAGCCCGGAAGUGGAGCUGGACUUGAAGUAGAGUGAAUCGACCGUAUGAGAAAUAUUGUCGAAGGUGAAAUUAUAGAUGUAUGUACGCAGACAAGGUGAUUUAGAAGUCGCGCGAUUUGAGCUAAAAACAAGAGUAUUUUUAUUAAGGAAAUAAUCUAUAAGAGAUGCUAAAAGUUUGUCUUCUGGGAAUCGAGCGUCGGAUAAAAUCAUCAACGAAAUUGUGCCGCUCAGUCAAUUUCAAACUUUUUCAUGCCUAAAAAAUGUAUAAAUCGGAAUUUGAUUUCGCAACAAGAAAUUUCCUUCUUUUAGCUACAUAUCACUGUUAACAAAUUAAUGUUUUUAUAGUAGUCUGAUUUAUCGUAAGCAUUUUUUUUUUCAAAUUUUUCUUUGCUUCUCCUG